AUGACCUCACCUUGGAUCCUCCAAUUCUUCUUUCUUCCUCUCAACUGUCAAUGCACCCGACACACCAUUGAUAUGGAUCCUGAUCUCGCUCCAGAGUCUCUUUUUCGCCCUGCGAAACGGCGUAAGUUUAUACGGCGGCGCCCUGGUGACAGCUCCAAUACUACGGCCGGGGACCUGAUCGCCGAUGGCAAUGAAAAUGAUGGAGCUCAACCUGCUCUGAGACGACGACAAUCAUACAGCGCCUGCGGGCGAUUCUCCGCCGCCUCGCGAAUGGGCCAGGAUGACAGCCGGCGGACAGCGCCGGGCUCUGCGAAAGAUAUGGACAAAGAGACAGGUCAAGAUAUGAGGGAUCGAUUUACCGGGAAUAGUGGCCAGACGGUGGAUGUGGACAGACACAUGUACGAGAGAUCUCUUCGAUGCGCGGGCUUGGGGGAGAUGCCGACUAACAAGAUAAGGAUGGCCUACAUAGAUUCCGAGAUGGCUAAGCGUUACCGACGUAGCCCACAUCUGGAGAACACGAGUCUUGAUAGACCCUCGCGAGAACCCACCGGUGGCCAGACCGUAGCUGGGCAGCUUGAGCGCGAGCCAGCAUCGCUCGGCCGACUCCACGAGAUCGAUCUCGGCCAUGAGACCAAACUACAGAACAUUGCACGUACGGAAGCCGCCACUCGACAAUUGGUUGGGAAUGAAGACUCGUUACCUCGUGGAGAAGCUGCUUCACAGAGCGAUCGCCUCGGUCCGAGUGAGAAUGCGUCGCGAAAGGGCAAAAGACGGACCAGCGCCGACAUCGAACGAGACCGACUGGUAGAGGAGGUAUUGCGUGAAAGCAAACUGGAUGUCUACGACGAACCAGACGAUGAAGUCCCGCAUGAUGGCCAGGCCGCCGACGACCGAAUUGCGGAGCAGUUUCGACGAGACUUCAUGGAUGCCAUCGAGGCCCGCCGCCGAAUGCCCAAGACCCGUACCACCAAGACAGAGAAUACCGAGGUACCCAAAGGACCCAAAUUGGGCGGCAGUCGCAGUGCGAGAGCCGCGAUGCGGGAGAUGCAGAGCAAACCCGGGCAGAAAUAG
Penicillium maclennaniae is the source of this 1071-nucleotide messenger RNA. RefSeq names its product telomere length and silencing 1 family protein. Gene Ontology annotation, biological process: mRNA splicing, via spliceosome. The record is from RefSeq and is a predicted model, not a curated record. Gene Ontology annotation, cellular component: spliceosomal complex. The transcript is spliced from 3 exons. NCBI's taxonomy places the organism in Eukaryota, Fungi, Ascomycota, Eurotiomycetes, Eurotiales, Aspergillaceae. Bases 1 to 1071 code for a protein of 356 amino acids.